GUGAUUGGCAGGCGAGCAGCCAAUCAGCGGCCGGCGCUGUUCCGGCUCCACGUCGGCAGCGGCGGAGGCAAAAUGGAGGCGCUGGUGCUGGAGCCGUCCCUGUACACGGUCAAGGCCAUCAUCAUCCUGGACAACGACGGCGAGCGGCUCUUCGCCAAGUACUACGAUGACACGUACCCCAGCGUGAAGGAGCAGCGCGCCUUCGAGAAAAACAUCUUCAGCAAAACGCACCGCAGUGACAGUGAGAUCGCGCUGCUGGACGGGCUGACCGUGGUGUACAAGAGCAGCAUCGACCUGUACUGCUGUGUCAUCGGGAGCGCCACCAGAACGAGGUGGGGACACGGGGACAGGCUGAUGCUCACGGCCGUGCUCAACUGCCUGUUCGACUCGCUGAGCCAAAUGCUGAGGAAGAACGUGGAGCGCCGGGCGCUGCUGGACAACAUGGAGGGGCUGUUCCUGGCCGUGGACGAGAUCGUGGACGGAGGGGUGAUCCUGGAGAGCGACCCACAGCAAGUCGUGCACCGCGUGGCCGUGCGGGGCGAGGACGUGCCCCUGACGGAGCAGACGGUGUCACAGGUGCUGCAGUCGGCGAAGGAGCAGAUCAAGUGGUCACUGCUGCGAUAGGGGGACCCCCCCC
This is a messenger RNA of Melozone crissalis (California towhee), 637 nucleotides long. RefSeq names its product COPI coat complex subunit zeta 1 (gene COPZ1). The transcript has 9 exons. Lineage: Eukaryota; Metazoa; Chordata; Aves; Passeriformes; Passerellidae. The record is from RefSeq and is a predicted model, not a curated record. Gene Ontology annotation, biological process: intra-Golgi vesicle-mediated transport; retrograde vesicle-mediated transport, Golgi to endoplasmic reticulum; intracellular protein transport. Gene Ontology annotation, cellular component: COPI vesicle coat. The coding region runs from base 73 to 624 and encodes 183 amino acids.